Ilyonectria robusta is the source of this 1248-nucleotide messenger RNA. RefSeq names its product Rieske domain-containing protein. The transcript has 3 exons. Gene Ontology annotation, molecular function: iron ion binding; 2 iron, 2 sulfur cluster binding. Lineage: Eukaryota; Fungi; Ascomycota; Sordariomycetes; Hypocreales; Nectriaceae. Bases 1 to 1248 code for a protein of 415 amino acids. The record is from RefSeq and is a predicted model, not a curated record.
AUGUGGCGCAUGCUCGGUCUCGGCUCGGCUGGCGACUCAAACAGCGCCAAGGACCCUCCAUCUCGAGGCCUACCAGCAUCUUGGUACAGAUCUCCAGAGUUGUUCCAACUAGAAAGACGCGCCAUCUUCUCUCGGAAAUGGAUCCUCGUCACUCAUUCAUUGAGGUUCAACCAGCCCGGCGACUUUCUCUCCUUCACAUAUGCUGAAUUUCCCUUCUUUCUCGUCCGCGAUCGCGAAGGCUCCAUUAAUGGCUUCCACAACGCAUGUCGCCAUCGCGCAUACCCCAUUGUGGAGUCUCGCUGUGGUGAAGCCAAGAUCUUGAGCUGCAAAUACCACGGCUGGUCCUACGGCUUUGGCGGAAACCUGGCCAAGGCGCCUCGCUUCGACACUGUCAAGGGCUUCGACAAGAGCCAGCAUGGGUUGCUUCCAGUCAACGUGCACAUCGACAAGCUUGGCUUUGUUUGGGUGAACCUACAGGCCGGGGAACCAGAUGUGAAGUGGGACGAUGAUUUUGGAGGUAUGGAGGACAAGCCGAGGAUGAAGCAAUUCGACUUCUCCGGCGGCUACUCCUUCGACCACGUUUGGGACAUGGAUCUCGAUGCCAACUGGAAGUCGGUGAUGGAGAACUACAACGAGUGCUAUCACUGUCCAACAUCCCACCCGUUGAUCGCGGGAGUCUCAGAUUUGACCAAGUAUCGAGUCGAACCCAGCGGCGGCUGUCUGGAGCAUGAGAUUGUUAAUAAGAAGCCGCAAACCGAAGAGGACGAGUUCCGUCGUUCAAUCACGUUUGCGUUCCCCUGCACAUCCAUUACCAUAACCAAGAACUUCUUCUACAUUCAACGCAUGAUUCCCAUGGGUGCAACAAAGACGAAAAUUGAAAAUGAGAUUUAUCGUCAUAAAGUCGCAACAGACGAAGAAUUUGCCGCCAUCAACGCCUUCUACAAGCAGGUCUUGGAAGAAGACAAGCAUUUGUGCAAUGAGGCGCAGCGAAACCUCGACGCGGGUGUGUUCGUAAAUGGGGAGCUGCACCCCGACAAAGAAAAGGGUCCAAUUCAUUUCCAGAACGUCGUCAGGGAGGAGGUCAUGAACCAUCGAAAGAAGGAAAUGAAGCAAGGUGGACGGGAAAUCUGGCCCGCGACACCAAAGAUCAUGGGGGAGAUGAAAACCGGUAAGUUGAGUGAGGAAGAGAUGUUCUGUUCAGAACUCGAAGCAGCGAGCUGUCGAACGAGAGAGGAGUUGGCGUGGUGA